Messenger RNA from Lethenteron reissneri (Far Eastern brook lamprey), 3709 nucleotides. Its product is annotated as transcription factor-like 5 protein. NCBI's taxonomy places the organism in Eukaryota, Metazoa, Chordata, Hyperoartia, Petromyzontiformes, Petromyzontidae. Gene Ontology annotation, biological process: spermatogenesis; regulation of DNA-templated transcription. Gene Ontology annotation, molecular function: DNA-binding transcription factor activity, RNA polymerase II-specific; protein dimerization activity; RNA polymerase II cis-regulatory region sequence-specific DNA binding. Gene Ontology annotation, cellular component: nucleus. The record is from RefSeq and is a predicted model, not a curated record.
GGUCGCCGUUCAUGGACGAGGUUGGUCGAGGCAAAAGGGUCCCCCCCGAGUCGCGUCGAGUUAAAAAAAUAAAAAAACUAUCUUCGUAAUUAACAACGCGGCAACACUGAUCCGCGCAACCACGCGCUGUUGUUAUUGUUGUUAUUAUUAUUGUGAGGCGAUUCUUUAAAGGUUCAUUGGAGCGCGUUUAAAACUUUAAUAAAUAUAAGCAGUGACGUCACGCUCUCAAAACCGUUUAAUUCCGUUGAGUCUUUAACGUCGGCACAGCGCGGAUUAUACAACAUUAUUAAGCGUUUACAAUAGUAACCAGCAGCUAUUUUAUACCCGCAAUACCACCAACAACAGCUAUAAUAAAUCGUUACGUGAAUAUAACAAAUCCUGGAGCAAAAAAAAAACGAAUUGAUAAUAGCGAAUCACUUCACAUUUGAUCAAUGGGGGACCCCAGCCAAUACAUUGAUGAGCAGGGCCAGGUUGGACCCACGGGGCAGUCGGCGCACAUGGACCGUGAUGACCUCGCAAGCGACGCCGUGGCAGGGAUGGUCCCGGGGGGCCCCUACGUGGAGAUGAGCGAAGUGAUUUACGCGCAGUUGCACCAAAUGUCCUACACCUCUAUAGCAAGCGCGCCGACUGGGCAGGGGCAGCAAGAGGGGGUCAGCACUGAAGACGAAUGUUUGGAGGAUACAUUGGUCGCUACACAAGGGCAGCAGGAUCAGCAGCAGGUGUUAGUUACCCCUGCCCAGGACAAUGCGUUUCAGGCCGCAGUGCAGCAGCAGCAGCAGCAAGGCCACAUGGACUUUCACGACCUCAAGGCGAUGCUGGUGAAUGAGCCGCCCUCUGCUCACCAACACCAUCAGCAUCAUCACCACCAGCAGGACCACCAUCUGCUGGUCGUUCACAGUAUGGAGAAGCACCCAGAGAUGCAGGUGCACGAGGUUGAGUCUCCACGGCUGCUGGAUCUCACCACGGUGGGGCCUUUGCCGCGGGACACGGAGGAGGAGGACGAGGAGGAGGAGGAGGGGGGUGGUGGCACCGUGAGAUGCCAGAUGCGACAAGGGGAAAUGGGAGUGAGGGUUCGGCUGGAGGAUCGUUUUGCGGAGAAUAUGAGCAGCAGCAGCAGGGACUUGAUGUGUGAGAAGUUUCUCUCUGCCCAGAGACAGCAAAGGGGUCCGGCCUUGGAGCACAGCAACUUGGUGUCUGGGGCUCAGCACCUGGCUGAGUAUUGCGGGCAGCAGACUCUGGAGCAGCAGCAUCAGCAGCAGCUGCAUUCAGACCCAAUCACUGGGAAGGUCGUUUCAGGGCCCAGCUCCUCGGUCGUGAAGUUUGUGUUCCCCGGUUACAAGCAACAUAAGUGCUUUCCCAGCAGUUCCAAGAUGGUGCCUCCACCUCAAAAUAUACCGACAGAGCGGUUACUGGAGUCUUUGCACAUGAAGUUCAACCAGGGCUUGGAGGCCCCAAUCCACAUGGGUUCGCUGGCACCACCAGUCUUUAGCACAGACAAGCAUCCAUCCACACAGCCCUGGAGGAGCCAAGAAGAGUUGGAGAAGGAACUGCGCAAUGUUUUCAACGAGGCCAAGGUACAGCCCAAGCGGCACCUCGACAGGUCGGAGCGCAAGACCCUGGGUGACAUCGGCAACAAGAUGAGGGGGCAAGCCCCGUCGCAAAGCUCGUAUGCAAGCCCGGCCUCGCCGCCGGAGGGAGGGAACUACAAGCGCGUGCGGCACAACCUCAUGGAGAGAGAUAGGAGGCGACGCAUUCGUAUUUGCUGUGACGAGCUCAACUACCUGGUUCCCUUCUGCAACGUGGAGACGGACAAGGCCACCACCCUGCAGUGGUCAGUCACGUUCCUCAAGUACAUUCAGGAAAAUCAUGGCAAGUACCUCAAGGAGGAGUUUGAAAGCAUGUUCUGCAACAAGGCAGAGCAGUCAAUUAAACCGAAGGAGACGAGCAGGGUGUGAGAAGAAAUGAUGGCGCCACACACAACCCCGUUGACACAUCUCUCUCUCAUCCUGAACAGCUAUAUCUUAACAUUUGGUUCGUCAUUUAAUUUGCAGUUUGUGAAACGUUUGUAUUUUGUCAAGUUUUGUUGGUGAGUUGCACCCAUCGGUGGCAAUGGUCAUGAAUUUGGAUUGUUGAAAUGCCGAAGAAUCCUCGUCAUGAUCCCGCGGAUAUUAAUCGUAUUUUUAGAAGGAAAGUGUGGCGAAUCCAGCUCAUGGAAGAAAUGUGCAAGCUAAACAUGCUCACAAUAGCCCUGCUCAAUAUAUUCUCAAUGAAUAUCCGAAGCUAAAGAUGAUAAUUGUUCACUUCAUGAGCUUUUUAACUGUCGUAUCUACUGUUUGUACAGGUACCAUUUUGUCUGGGUAACUGUUGUGGAAAUAGUGGCAGUAUUGUAAUCGGGUUAUAUUGCACUGACAAUCCAACACUUGGGUGAAACCAGCCUACAAUUGCCAUGUAGAGAAGCAAACUUUAUACUGACGAACAGGCCAUUUGUUACCUUUCCAUUAUCAAUGUGGUGGCUGGAUCAGUCAGCUAUGCUUGUGUAUCUAGACUGAUGAUGCACACAGGGCAGUGAGUUAUUUCACGAUUUCUUGCACUCUACUGCAAAUAUAGUAGUAACCUGUGCUAUACUUGAAGGUUGUGUAAAUAGAGUAUUGUUUUGAACAGCUUUGGCAGGCUUUUGCAGGAGGUAGCAGUUGCACAUUUUUGUUCCGUAAUGUAUUUGAGUUGGGCUUUGUAAAAAAAACGUUUAUGGACCUGAAAACGUAUUUGUUAGUCAGCAUACUUUCAAGGGUUUAAGGAAACCAUAUAUCUUUGGUCCUGUAGAUGUGAUUUUUGUUGCUUGGGCAGUGAACUCGGGGAAAGCCAUUAUUUACAAAAUGCAAUUUCUCGCAUUCUUAUGAUGCUUUGUUGGUAAUUUACUGUUUUAAUAACUUUUGUUAUUGUUUGAAUGGACUUUGCACUUUUAUGUUGGAUUUGAUUUUGUCAAGAAUUUGGAAAAUGUUAAUAUUUAAAUAGCAACUUAAAUGCAAAGCAGCUGGAGUGGCAGCACUGUGUUAGUGCACUGCAUUCUGAACCUGCCAAAGGCACAUCUGUGUCUGUUGUGAAGCUUGUUAAAUAAAGUUGUUUUGUAAUGCAGUGUAGUGCAGUGCCCAGUACAUUCAAUUCUGUAUUUGUGCAAAUAAAUAAUACCUUGAAGUUGUGCACUGACUUUCAGUCCAUAGCCGCACAUGAGGAUGUUGUUCUUAAGAUGCUCACCAAUCAAAACUAGCAGUGUGGGACUUGGGGACAGCCCUGGCCUUAACCUCUCAACCUGAGUGAAACUGCAGUUACUAUUACUUUGAGUUUUUACAGCUGCCUCAACUGGAUGAGAUGUGCUUUAUAAUUAAUGUCAGGCUCCCUUUGCUUCUGUUACUCAUUUUAGUGUCGUCGUCCUGUGUCACAUUACACGUCCUAAUCGUUUAAUUUGUUGCGUUAUGCUCACUUACUUGAGCGGAUCAGUUUGGUUUGGAUUUGAUGGUGAAAAAUGCUUCUGAAUGCAACUGCAGCCCAGUGUUUGAAUUCGUUAUAUUUGUGUGAAUAUGAACAUCUUGAGUCUGUAACCUCUGCAGCAUGCUGGUUCGUAUACAAUGGUUUAUAUGUAAGGUGUGUUUUAUGAUUUUCUUACGCAUGACAUGUACAGUUAUUUAAAUGCAAUAAAUCUAGUUACAAAGUU